GCUAAAGAGUUGAUGCAUUUAAAGUCACUUCUUACGCGAGGCGCGACACUCGCAUGCGAGUUCGACUAUCGGUUACGAUUAUAAAACCGAUAUUUACGUAAACACGCUGGUUUUGAAUGAAAAGUUGUUUGAAUAUUUUUUUGGAGCAUUGAAUGUUGGUUAUAAUUUGUUAUCAUGGAGAUUUGGAUGCUUAUAUUAUGCGUUCUGCCGGCCAUUGUGACAACAAUAACAAUAUCAUCAAACGGUAAUAGCCCGGAAAGAAAAAUGUUAGGUGGCAUGGUGAUUGAUGCACAAAGAAAACCAUUGACAGAUUCCUCAAAACCAGAAGUAAUUGUCAGUAGGAGAAAAUUGAAAGAUAACUCGUCAAUAUUGGGGAUUAAUGAAAGAUAUAGAAGACUUAUUCCUUACAUGACAUUUUACUAUGCUAAUGAUUUGGUAACGCCUACAACAGAAGCUCAGAAUACUAAAAACAUCGAAGUGGAGAAGGCAGAAAUAAUUGAAGCAGGAUCUAUGAGACCACAUGAUCGUGAACCGAGAGUAAUAUACACAUCUCAGUCACUCAAAAAUAUUCCAAGGUAUCAUGGAAAUAGAUUAACUCCUAUUAAUAUAGCAUCUUCUUAUCCCACUAAAUUAUAUUACAAAGAUGUACCGGCUCCAAAUCAUAACUCCCCGAAAAAUCCUGGUUACCAUGCAUUACCAGGAUAUUCACAAGGCGGUUUAAACAAUCGGGAGAUUGUAUUUGACAGAUAUGUUCCAUCACAAAUUAAAGCUCCAAGUACACCAUUUACGUCUACUAGAAAACCGUAUUUGGAGUUCCACGAAAACGCUGAACACUCAAAUUUUCAGUAUUAUUCACCAGAGCAGGUCGAAUCCCAAAGAUAUAAACUAGUACCUUACGAGCAAACUCCACCAGUGAAUGUGAUUACAGCAAAUAAACUUCAUAGCCAACCGGCAAUUGUGUCUAAGGAUCCUAUCUAUAUAAGACCUAGACCAAAUAUUCACCCACAACAUCUUGUAGUAUACGAUAAUUCAUAUACACAACAGUUAAAGAUAAGAAAGCCACCUGUAACAGUUUCCGAAGUUUAUUAUGAAAGAAGACCUGCAUCAGUUCCCGUGCAACCAAUUAUCGAAAAGGGUUUUAAGCCGAUUGUGAAUUCGCACAUAUUAACGACUGAAGCACCUGUAUAUUAUAAAUCAACAUCAAAGCCUUUCCUAAAUGUAAUUAAAGAACAAAACCAAGAUUUACCGAUAGUUGAACCACAGACACUUGCACCCGAUGAAAACAAAUACAGGCAGGAGUAUGUUAUUGAACCAGUUUAUACAAGUGCAAAGCCAAUACAGUAUGCAUCACCUGAUUCAGUUUCACUGGCAGAGUUAUUAAAUUCUCUACAGAUUAAUAAAUCCAUUCCGAAGCCGAUUACAAGAGAAAAUAUCGGCGCUUCAAUAAGGACUUUACUACAAGUACUGAGCACUUUAAAUGCACAAUCUCAACAGAAUGAAGUCGAGGCAACUGUUCUCAGUUCUCCGAAGCCAUUCGAAGCCCCUGAAGUGUUAUUACAAUCAACUCCUGCACCCUUAGUUACGACAACUCCUAAACAGUCUGAUUUUCAUGAAGAACCUUAUCUUGCCCCUAUACAUACUCCGUCACAACACUUGGAUGAAUAUCCAAGUGGUGGUGGCAGCACACAACGGUUUCCUCUCCCUGUGACGUCGGACAAUGAGGGCGGUACUCCCGGCCGACCUGAUGUGGACUAUCCUAUACUGACAGUAAUUCCGCAGACGAGUUUUGAUUGUAAAACACAGCGCUACAAGGGAUUCUUUGCUGAUACAGAAACUAGAUGUCAAGUAUGGCAUUAUUGUGACUUGAACGGUGGUCAAGCUUCGUUCCUGUGUCCUAACGGCACGAUAUUCUCUCAAGCGGGUCUGACUUGCGACUGGUGGUUCAACGUCCGAUGCGCCUCCACCACGCAACUCUACGUCUUGAAUGAGAGUCUUUACAAGUACAUUUUACCUCACUCACCCAAGUUUCCUGAAGACUACAGUGGGCCACUGGUUGACAAAUACCUGACCUUGAAGUUCAAAGAAAUGGAGGAGCAGUUUAAAAAGAAUAAAAACAAAAAGGUGGCGUCCGAUAAAGCGGACUCCGAUGAAUCUGACGAAACGGACAACUCUACUGAAGAGACCGCCAGCGAAGAAGCUACGGAACCUUCUGUACACCAAGCAAAUGUAGUUGUUGAAUCACCAGGCAGUAGUGGCAAUGUGCAAAGGCUACAGGACGAGUAAAGAAUUGUUCUAAUUGGAAUAUGACACUGGACUAACAGUGGAAUUCAAAGACGUUGUAGGGGCACCCCUAGCUGAUCAUUCACCCGCUGUAUCAAAUUCUCACACAAUCAAGGUUAAUGUCGACACUCAGUGGCUGAAUGAUCACUGGGGAUCCCUGGGGAUGCCCUAACAACGUCUAUGAAUUCCACUGUCAGUGUUAACUGUAAAUAUCUAGUAGGUACGGCUAUUCUUGUAAAGAUGUUUUUAAAAUUCGCCAUUUUGAGUUUUUUAUUCGAAUUAAUCUCUUUCUACUUUAAAGUAGUAGGUAUGUUAGAGAUAUAGGUAGUCUUCUUCUUCUUUCUUCUGGGCCGCACUUAGCUAUGUGAUUGGCCGUUGUGCGUAUAUAGGUAGUCGAAUUGGAAGCUGACGCUGUCGAUUUUUAAAAAUAUCGUUCCUAAAACAUACAAACAGCCGAACGUAGAACCUCCUCCUUUUUGUAAGUCGGUUAAAAAUGCGCUAUAUAGUAUCCGUGCCUCGGAGAGCAUGUCAGUCCCAGUUAUUAUCAUAAACAUAGUCGUCAUCAACCCAUAUUCGGCUCACUGCUGAGCUCGAGUCUCUUCUCAGAGUGGUUAGGCCAAUAGUCCACCACGCUGGCCCAAUGCGGAUUGGCAGACUUCACACACGCAGAGAAUUAAGAAAUUCUCUGGUAUGCAGGUUUCCUCACGAUGUUUUCCUUCACCGAUUGAGACACGUGAUAUUUAAUUUCUUAAAAUGCACACAACAUUAACUGAAAAGUUGGAGGUGCAUGCCCCGGACCGGAUUCGAACCCACACCCUCCGGGUUCGGAGGCAGAGGUCAUAUCCACUGGGCUAUCACGGCUCAUAAACAUAGUAGUCGUCACAAAUUCAAACCGUAUCACACUAGGUGUCUAAGCACCUUAUCACCUCUCCUGAGGUCUGGUCCUUUUAAAAUAGGCUGUUAUUGAUAACCAAAUUCAAUUAUCUAUGGUGAUAAGCUCGGAUCAUCUUCAAAUCAUCAUCAUUAUCAGCCGAUAGACGUCCACUGCUGGACAUAGGCCUCUUGGAGACUUCUAAACAUUUGGUCUCGGGCCAUCAGAAUCCAGCGGCUCCCUGCAACCCGCUUGAUGUCCUCGGUCCAUCUAGUGGGAGGUCGACCAACACUGCCUUACCGGUCCGUGGUCGCCAUUCCAGCACCUUGGAACCCCAACGUUCAUCGGGUCUUCGAACUAAGAUCAUACUGUACCUAGGUACUUACUAUUCCUGGUGAUACUUCAACUUAUAGAAUCUUUAUAUAGAUCGAUCUUAAUCUAAAACGGUACCAAAACAGUAAAGUGUUGUUUCACCACGAAACAUUUUCAAGAACGUUUCUUGUAGAAAUUGAAGCGAUACAAAAAUAAUAAUGAAUAUUUUUGUAAUAAUAAAUUAUAUUAGGUAGGUAAGUACGCUAUUAUUUUAGCAUUAACAAAAUUAUUUUUUACGCCUUUCAUGUAAAUAUGUAUACAAUAGAAAUAUUAGUUGCAGAUAAGUAUUGAGGAAAUAAGUCAUUUGUGAUACCAAGUGUAAUAUACUAUCAUUGCUUGAGAAGUUUACUUAUAAGUUAGGUAUUAAGUAUUUAUGUGUGAUGAGUAUUAACUUAUGUUUAUUGUUUGCGGUUGUGAAUUUAAACAAGAGUAAUACGAUGAGUCCCUUAUACCUGUUAUUUGAUGCUGAUAUACUGAGAUGCAAAAUUAUCCGCCCACUUUAAUAUACUUGCGUCAUAAUAAAGAGGGCAGAUAAUUAUUGUGCCUUUGAGUAUAUAAAUAGAGUAGUAGCCUAAGUUAAGUUUUUAUAUUAUGGAAAUUAAACUUGCCAUACUUAGCCAUGUUUAAUCCAUAGGUAGUGGAUAUAAAAACAAAAAUUUAAUAAUUAUGUACUUAAAACUAGCGGACGACCGCGACUUUGUCCGCGUGGAAAACCUUGAUUACCAUAAAGAGGUUUUAGUGAGUCAACCUUAACAGAAAAUCCUAAACUAUCGCUGACUUUUUUUACAACUUUUAAAGAGGAACCAUUCCGCCAUAUAUGAUUAUUGCGUAACUACGCACUAACUACCUAACGCAGCACUUUUACGCAGCGAACGGAACGCAAAUUCUCAAAAGGAAUGCUUUUCCACAUUUUUUACCAAUGCUCCGCUCACAUCGUAGCUGAUAAAAUCUAUAACCGUCUUCGCUAAAUGGACUAUCCCAAAGAGUUAUUCGAAGUGAUAACUUCAUAUGGGACGAUAAACUGCUUCGUAACGUAACGCGUUACGGCGCCACUCUGUCUGGCUUCACUUUCUCUCACGCAUACGGCAGCAGGUUUCAGUUAUCAUUUGUGUGAAGCAUACAGACACAUUUUUAUUCAAAUCGAAGCACUAGGUUUUGAGAUAGAGAUUAUAGUGUUCAACCAAAUUAACAAACUUUUCACAGCUUCAAUAUUUGUAUAGAUAUAAUUUUGCCGAUGUGUGCCCUUAACCAUAUUGUCUUGUAGAUAUUUGUCAUUCAUUGUGUAACUUAUUUGAGAUGCUAUUUGAUCUCUAGUUUUAAAGUUGCGUUGUUUAAGUAGUACUUAUUGUUUGUGUGGUUGAACUUAGUUGAUAUUUUGCCGAUGAUAUCUAAUAUAUGAAGAUACUUACCACUAUAUGCUAAGUAGGUAGGUAUAUUUUAAAAAUCACGCACUAGUCGCAAAGACUGUAAGGCCUAGUUCGGACUACUUUAGUAACUUAGUCGGGUACGAACGAUUUUUGGGCGGUAAAUCCAUGUUCGUCCUUACCUUACCAGCCGAUAGACGUCCACUGCUGAACAAUGGCCUCUCGUUGCCACUUCAGCUUCGCGACUCGCUCGCUAUGUCAGUGACUUUGGUUCGUCUGCGAAUCUCCUCAUUCCUGAUUCGAUCACGCAGAGAAACUCCAAGCAUAGCUCGCUCCAUCGCCCGCUGAGUGCCUUUGAAACAUUGUUCGUACUCGACUAAAGUAGUCCGAACAAGGCGUAAGGGCCAGAAGUAAAUUAACUUAAUACUCAGUGAUUAAUACCAUGAUGCUUCCUAGACAAUAAUGUAUGAUGUAUAUUAUUGAUUAAACAAUAGUGUAAGUAUUUUCCAACUUUGCAUACCUACUAGAAAAUUCUGCCGUUACCUUUACGGCAGAAUGUGAUAAAAUACUUACUAUCCGACAAAUUAGAUACAUAAGUGUAGUUUUGUGUUUUUAAUUUAAGUUUUUUUAAUUGGGUACCUAAGUAAAAUUAUUUAGGUUAUGUUAUCUUAAUUCAAUAUGAUUUAGUGAUACAUACAAGCAACAGAUUUUUAGUAAUACAAAACGAUGGAUGUCGUGAAUUGUACCUAAAUACACAAAUAUCUAAACUAAAAUUAUUAAUCCAAAAAAUAGUGAUUAUUUCUGAUUUCACAACUGAAUCUUUGAAAAUUAAUUAAUUUAGUUAUUUGUGAAUAUUUCAAUAAUUUUGUUCGGUUUUGUUAAAAAUCGAUUGUGAAAUUAUUUAGUUUUACUUGUACUAUUAGGUAUAUUGUAUUGUGAUUUUACCUACCCAUAUUUUUUAAUGUAUAAAUUUUUGUAGCUACCGUUAAUUGUGAUACAUUUUAACCCAAGAAUGACUAUUAUCAAAUUAUGCGUGCAAUGUUUUAUGUAAGCUUUUAUUUUUUUACUCACCAUAAUAUUUAAAUUUAAUUAUGAUUAUGUGCUUACUUUAUUAUGUGUCUUAUUUGUGCAAUAAAUUAUUUAAUAUUC
This is a messenger RNA of Bicyclus anynana (squinting bush brown), 6036 nucleotides long. RefSeq lists its product as uncharacterized. Gene Ontology annotation, molecular function: chitin binding. NCBI's taxonomy places the organism in Eukaryota, Metazoa, Arthropoda, Insecta, Lepidoptera, Nymphalidae. The transcript is spliced from 5 exons. The record is from RefSeq and is a predicted model, not a curated record. Gene Ontology annotation, cellular component: extracellular region. Bases 175 to 2283 code for a protein of 702 amino acids.